Dimorphilus gyrociliatus is the source of this 627-nucleotide messenger RNA. The record is from the annotation of a GenBank genome assembly. NCBI's taxonomy places the organism in Eukaryota, Metazoa, Annelida, Polychaeta, Dinophilidae.
AGACAACAACGAUAUGUUGGGCGAAUAUAAGUAAUGACUCGCCUUCCUCCUUCUUCCAUACAUUUUAUGGACGCUUCAAAAGAACCUGGAUUAUUAUCACCAUCCUCAUACGAAAGGGAUGUUAUCGAGGCGUUCUCCACUAAAAGUGAUAACCUUAAAGUUCAAGUGGUUGAGAAAGGUGGCUUAUUAUAUACCUUGAAUAAUUCGACUUUAGACUUGUGCAGAACUUUGGAGGAGAGAGGUUAUUUGGCCAAAGUCAAGGUCGAUAUUAUCCGUUGUUCUGAUGUUCCUACUCCACUACUAAGUUUGAUGAAUCCACCAACUGGGGAGACGCUAAUAUCAAAGCGGUUAUUUUUACAAAAGUUCCAUUUCAUUGUAGCUAAACAGUAUAAGGGUGCGGCGCCCAAGGGAUAUCAUCGUGUACCGAAAGACGAUGAAAAGGAAGACGCAGGUGAUGAUAAUGAAAAUGAAGAUGACGACGACAACGACGACGACGACGAUGAUGAUGAUGACAGUGAUGGCAGCUUUACCAUAUCCGAUUCGGAAGCGGAAUUCGAAGAUUCAGAUUUCAACGGAGAAUUAUCAACUGGGGAAGACAAUGGAAGCGAAAACGAUUCCUUACUAUGA